Helianthus annuus (common sunflower) is the source of this 628-nucleotide messenger RNA. Its product is annotated as major allergen Pru ar 1. Gene Ontology annotation, biological process: defense response; abscisic acid-activated signaling pathway. NCBI's taxonomy places the organism in Eukaryota, Viridiplantae, Streptophyta, Magnoliopsida, Asterales, Asteraceae. Gene Ontology annotation, cellular component: cytoplasm; nucleus. Gene Ontology annotation, molecular function: protein phosphatase inhibitor activity; signaling receptor activity; abscisic acid binding. The record is from RefSeq and is a predicted model, not a curated record. The transcript is spliced from 2 exons. The coding region runs from base 50 to 520 and encodes 156 amino acids.
CUGUUAAAUUAACCAAUUAAACAUACUUUAGUCUUGAAAAUUCAAAAUCAUGGGUGUCUUGACUUAUACCGAUGAGCGCACUUCACCAGUCCUUCCGGUUAGGAUUUUCAAGGCCUCGAUUGUCGACUCACACAAUUUAAUGCCAAAACUUUUGCCGGAGGCUGUUAAAAGCAUCAAAUUUAUCAAAGGUGACGGUGGGGCCGGAAGCAUCAAGCAGAUUAACUAUGCUGAAGGUUUCACAAAGCACCACAUAGAUGAAAUCGAUGAGAAUGCACUUACGUAUAAGUACACUUUGAUAGAAGGAAACGGUAUCUCAAACAAGAUCGAAAAGGUAUCUUAUGAUAUUAAGUUUGAGACUUCACCUGAUGGUGGAAGCAUCGCCAAGAUGACCACAACUAUUUACACACAUGGCGAUUUUGAAAUCAAGGAAGACGAACUUAAGGCCGGCAAAGAAAAGAUGUUAGGGCUUUACAAGGUUUUUGAAGCCUACCUUAUCAACAACCCGGAUGCAUAUGUUUAAAGAUUUUCAUUUUAAAAUUGUGGUGUAGCCAUAUUUGGCAUACUCAAUAUUUUCGUUGUUUCUCUUUAUAUAAACAUCACAUCAUUAAUAAAGUUUGACUUUGAAUAA